Messenger RNA from Vigna unguiculata (cowpea), 965 nucleotides. The record is from RefSeq and is a predicted model, not a curated record. Lineage: Eukaryota; Viridiplantae; Streptophyta; Magnoliopsida; Fabales; Fabaceae.
AAUCAUAGAAUCGACUUGAUCAUCAGAUUUUCGAUUCUAAGUUCAUAACCCUAGCCCAUUCCCAUUUUGGGCGGAGCAUAUCUACUAAUUCUUUGAUUCCAGUUAGUAAGGUAAGAGUUGAACUAAGAAAUAGAUUCUAGAAGCUAAAAAAGGGUAUCCUGAGCAAUUUCAAUAAUAGGGUUCAUUGAUAUUCCUGGUAUAGUAGAUGCUAUCACACAUACAAUCAUACUUAAUUCGAUGGAAUUGUUUGAUCUUAAAGGGGACCUUCUAUAAUUUCGCACGUGAGGAGUUAUUUCUUGGUUUCUGUUUAUAAAUUUCACUGUUGUUGACGUGUAUAUAGGGAGAGGCAAUGCUUAUGACUUUGCCCUAACAAUUGAAGAAAAAAAAAAGUAAAGUAGCUAUGUCAUUUUCAAAUUCGUCUGGAUCUUGCACAUGUGGGGGGAAGCAACCUAGUGGUGGGUCUGAUGGUGGUCGUUCAUCUCACGGUGGUGGAUCUUCCCAUGGCUGUGGCGCAAGGAUUUUUGCUAUUAAGCUCAUGUGUUACUGUGGUCAGACAGCUGUAUUGAGAACAACAAAAACCCCUAAGAAUAGGGGCAAACAAUUUUGGGGAUGCCCUAAGUUUAAGAGUGGGUCUCAAGAUUUGGGUGGCUGCAAUUUUUUCCAAUGGUUUAUUGAACAGGAAAUCGAAGAAAGAGAUGUGGUGAAGAUGGAAGAAAAAGAUGUGGUGAAGAUGGAAGAAAGAGAUUUUGGAGGGAAUAAAGUGCUGAAAGUAGAGAAGAUUGAAGAAAAAGAUGUGGUAAAUAUGAGAGAAAGAGAUGGUGGAUGGAUCAUAACUAGGAAACUAGAUGAGGCUAUAGUUCGUUUGCAAAAGUGGAUGAAGUUGAUGUUAGGGAUGAUGGUUGUUGUAUGCGUUAUGAAUGUGAUAGUUAUAUCACUGUUAUUGUAAAGACCUAACGUGUUGUAUG